Messenger RNA from Dendrobium catenatum, 790 nucleotides. RefSeq lists its product as uncharacterized. The record is from RefSeq and is a predicted model, not a curated record. Gene Ontology annotation, molecular function: acyltransferase activity, transferring groups other than amino-acyl groups. The transcript has a single exon. NCBI's taxonomy places the organism in Eukaryota, Viridiplantae, Streptophyta, Magnoliopsida, Asparagales, Orchidaceae. Bases 148 to 666 code for a protein of 172 amino acids.
AAAUUUUCAAAUAAUUGACCGUUGGUCUGGUCAAAAAAGCCGGCCACUACUUCAAACAAGUCACAUCUCUCAUCUCAUCUCUCCUACUCCCAUCUUUUAUGAAACAGAUCAAAGACUCAACAACAAAGCAAAGCACCAACAGCAUCAAUGGCAGCUCCGGUGAGCCUCCGGCGAUUUGAUCUCUCCGACCUUGACGACUUUUGGGUUUGGGCCUCUGAUAAGCACGUGGCAGCCAACUGCACUUGGGAUGCCUACACGAGCAAAGACGAUCUUAGACGGUUUAUGGAAGAGAAUGUUCUCACAAGUCCAUGGUUCCGUGCUAUUAUUGUCAAUGGCCGGCCAGUCGGUGCCGUGUCAUUAAAGUCUUUCAACGGGGCAGACAGUCAGUGCCGCCGCGAGAUAGGCUAUGUAUUAGCAAGAGAGUGGUGGGGGAAAGGGGUGGCGACAGCGGCGGUAAGGAUUGCGACGGAGGCGGCGAUGUCUGAAAUAAAGGAGUUGGAGAGAUUGGAGGCUUUGGUAGAGAAGGGGAAUAAGGCGUCUCAAAGGGUUUUGGAGAAGGUAGGAUUUCAAAGAGAAGGGUUGUUGAGAAACUAUUGCUGGAAUAAAGGGGCAACGAGAGAUAUGGUUAUGUAUAGUUUCAUAAGGGGAGACAGUUUCCUCAUUUGAAUGAGUUCUUCUACUUAUUUAGCAGAACUUAGAGCCUGUUUUCAUGGUUUUUGCUAUCUGUUUGUCUCAGUUUGAUAUAUGCUUGUGGUGUCAGAAAAUUGAAUAAUUGAACAAUUUUCUUUUA